AUGCAAGUCCAAAAAUUAGGAGACUCGGGUCUUAGUAUUUCAAAAAUUAUUGUCGGAUGUAUGUCAUUCGGCAAUAAAAAAUUUGGAGAAUGGGUAAUUGAUGACGAAGAGAAGGUAUUCUCGAUUUUAAAGAAGUGUUAUGAUAAUGGACUCAGAACGUUUGAUACUGCAGACGUCUAUUCAAAUGGGACUUCAGAAAUAUUGCUUGGAAAAUUUCUUAAGAAGUAUAAGAUUCCUAGGAACAAGGUAGUUAUUUUAACAAAGUGUUACUUUCCUAAUGAGAGUGAGAAUCCCGACUUUCACUACAGACUUGUCGCAAGUGCUCCAGCUUAUGAGUAUGCAAAUGGGCGAGGAUUAUCACGUAAGCACAUUUUUGAUGCAGUUCAGGCUUCGGUAGCAAGGUUAGGUACAUAUAUAGAUGUUCUUCAAAUUCACAGACUCGAUUCGGAGACACCCAAGCGUGAAAUUAUGAAGGCAUUGAAUGAUGUAGUUGAGCAGGGUUUGGCUAGAUAUCUCGGUGCUUCGUCAAUGAAAGCUACUGAAUUUGCUCAAUUGCAAUUCGUUGCUGACAAGAAUGGAUGGUUCAAGUUCAUCAGUAUGCAAAAUUAUUAUAACUUGACGUACAGAGAAGAAGAGAAUGAGAUGAUUCCAUUCUGUAAUGAUUCUGAGUUCGGUAAAGUAGGAUUAAUUCCGUAUUCGCCUCUUGCUAGAGGUGUUUUGACUAGACCUGUAGGUAAAGAGUCUGAAUUCAAUAGAACUGCGAAUACUGAUGCUCUGCAAAAGUUGUAUAAAGUUGAUGAGUUGAGUGAAGCUGAUACAGAAAUAAUCAAUAGAGUAGAAGAGCUAGCAAAGAAGUACGCUGUAUCAAUGGCUACUAUUGGAACGGCCUGGGUUUUGAGUAAGGGAGCAUGUCCCAUUGUUGGUAUUAACAGCGAAAAGAGGGUUGACGAUUACCUAGCGGCUGUAGAGUUCAAAUUGAGCGAAGAAGACAAUAAAUAUUUAGAGGAACCAUACGUUACCAAGCAGCAGCAUUUAUUUCUUAAAUAG
This is a messenger RNA of Dujonia railenensis, 1047 nucleotides long. The record is from the annotation of a GenBank genome assembly. NCBI's taxonomy places the organism in Eukaryota, Fungi, Ascomycota, Pichiomycetes, Serinales, Debaryomycetaceae.